AUGCGCCAAGAAUGCUCGAAACUGUUCUGGGACUCUAUGCCAAACGUCUGGUAUCAGAUCGAGCCGAUGGACUCUGUGUGGGACGGCAAAAUGAAGCCGCUCUUUUACUGUCCUCUGUUUGCCUCUCGCGUUACGCAAGUGGAGAUCGACGUAAAAAUCUCGGAGGCGAUAUGGACACCUUACAAUGGAAAGGAAUUCUGGGAAAGGAUCGAAGAACUGUUUCCUUCAGUGAAGAGCGUUGUCCUGACCUGCAGAGAUCUUAGCGACCUUCUGUUCGAUACAGACUGGAAUACUCCUCAUCACUCCGCCGCAAUGAGAAUGGUUGACCCGUACGCGAGUUAUGCCCCCUCCCAGCAAGUGGCACACGGGGUUCUAGCGGACUUGAUAUCCUCGUGGCAGAUCUCAUGGCUUAUCAGUAGGGAACAGAUAGAACUACAUUGGCUGAUGUGGGAAACGGAGAAGCACUUCCUCGAGAACGGAGCACUGAUAUGUCCACAUCUGGAUUGUGAGCGCUGGUUUCGAGAUGGCGAGACGUGGUUGGUUCAUGUUUCCAAAUACUGUUUUGGUCGGGUCAGUCUUGGGCAGCACCGUCUCCCGUGGCGCCGAAAUACCGCAGCAGAGGUGAAGGCCAUGCUCGAUGAUCGGCAACACCGGAUCAAUCAGAUGAACAAGGAAUUCGGGACUUUAAUGAAAGCGCUUCAGCUACAGCCUUCAAUAUUGGCCAAAGGUCGAGGUCGAAAUUGGAGCAUAUGGGAUUAUCUGGAGGACGCCACGAUAGCGCAAGGAUAUUCUCUUCAGGAAAUGGAAUUAGAAAGUUCAGAGCUGUGGUUUUGGGCCUUCAAAGUAUUUUGCACUGAUGGAUUCGACUUUGGGGUGUUGAACGAGAGCAACAACGCUGAUGAUUUCCACGGGGACAAGUUCUUUGUGAGGAACAUUUCGAGGAGACUGACCUUCAGAUGA
This is a messenger RNA of Aspergillus melleus, 960 nucleotides long. RefSeq lists its product as uncharacterized. The transcript has 2 exons. The record is from RefSeq and is a predicted model, not a curated record. The coding region runs from base 1 to 960 and encodes 319 amino acids. NCBI's taxonomy places the organism in Eukaryota, Fungi, Ascomycota, Eurotiomycetes, Eurotiales, Aspergillaceae.